Molecule: messenger RNA, 2023 nt
Organism: Rhinichthys klamathensis goyatoka
Lineage: Eukaryota; Metazoa; Chordata; Actinopteri; Cypriniformes; Leuciscidae
Gene: amn
Product: amnion associated transmembrane protein
Exons: 1
Coding region: 58-1491 (477 amino acids)
Biological process (GO): intracellular protein localization; receptor-mediated endocytosis
Cellular component (GO): apical plasma membrane; endocytic vesicle
Source: RefSeq, a predicted model, not a curated record
CGUUAGCGUCAGACCAAAGGUCGUUCUGUGUUUUUCUUCCCUCUCAUUCCUCUCACGAUGGCUCUUCGACACAGCGUCCUGCUUUUCCUUUGCAUUUUAAAUCCAUUUGCCAAUGCUCUCUACAAGCAAUGGAUCCCAGACACCAACUUUGAGAACGCAACCAACUGGGAUAAAGGCUCUGUUCCCUGCGGGAAUGACCAAGUGGUGUUUCUAGCUCAGAGGAAAGUAUCAGUGUACGUGGAAACGUCUCACACUCUCACUGGGAUGAGUUUGCCGGUGGAUGGACAGCUGAUCCUGGCGUCUGGUUCUGGGUUUUCCGUGAGAGAAGGAGGAGAUCCCGGAUGUGGAUCUGGAGUCACGGCACAGUUUAAAGACCCUGAGUCUCUGAAGUGGUUCGACCCGUCACUAUGGUUAGCCGCGACUUCUAUCGACGACCUUCACGGAGGAAGAUAUCAGUUUUCCGUCCACGAGGAGAGUGUCCCGUGCCAGUUUGACGACGUCGUGUUUCGAGAAGCAACCUCUUUCCGUGUGGACGUUUCAUGUGAUCAUGAUGUGCCGGUGAAAAGCGUGUCUGUUCUUGGGAAGAAGUUCACCAGCAGCUCUGAGUUUUCCCAGUACUUAUCAUCAGAUUUCGGCCGGCUCCAGUUCCACGGAUCCUCACCCGUUCGCGUUGGCGGAUCAAGUUGCGCCGAUAUAACGGGAUGCAUCUGCGAUAACUCUAAGAAUCGAGAAGAGAUCUGCGCGAACGUGAAAUGCGAUCCGUUGGAGUGCAAGAAACCCCUGCAUCCAGUCGGACAUUGUUGCGAUGUUUGCGGCGCCGUCGUGGACGUUCGCUUCUCUUCGAGCUUCAACUUUGAGUCGUAUCGUAAUCGACUCCUGCAUUACUUUCUCAGCCUGCCAAAAUACAAGACUAUAAAGAUGGCCGUGUCGAAAGUUUCAAAGGAGCAAAGCCUGCUAGCGUUGAUUCCUUUCGGAUCCACCCAGGAGAUACAGGUGCUGCUUCUGGAUCGGGAAACGGGUCAAGACGCCGGGAAUCUCGCGGAAAGUCUCGCUCGUGAGAUAGUGAAGGAUGUGCACGACCACGGAUCGAACAUCGGCAUCACCAGUGCAGAUUUCCAGGCGUCAUCGGGAGCGAGUAGCGGUGAAAUUGCGGGAAACAGUGCGCCGGGAGUGGUGGUGGGAGCCGUUCUGGGAUCCCUGAUCGGACUGGGUUUACUCGCAGGCGUUGUUCUCCUCUAUCGGCGUGGCUUGGUUACGAUGCCCAGAAUGCCUAGCAUCCCCUCUUUCAGCAAAUGGAGGAACAACGGUGACGUUGGGGAGCUUGGUGGCGCAUUGGACCGGGGCUACGACAACCCAAUGUUCGACAAGCCGACGAUGAUGCCAGAAGUAUCGGAGCUGUACGGGACAGAGAUGAUGAACUCAGUGACCCUAACCCAGUCGGGAGUGCAUUUCGUAAAUCCUGUUUAUGAUGAAACUGAUUUCAAUGCAUGAAUGGUGUGGUUUCAGCAGAUCUGAUUGUGGAUGUGAUGACAAAAUAACCUGAAUGUGACUUUAACAGUCACUGAUGUUUAAAUCUGCAGAGUUGAAUCAGUAACCAAAUGAAAAUGUGCCCUAGUGAAAAAACAUAUACCAAAACGUAUUUAAAAUACAUUUUAUUUCAUACUAAGUACACUACAAAUCCAUUCACAUGUUUACUGAUAUAAACAUUAUAAUUAAACUUUAUUUCGAGCACUUCUUUAUUGAACAUUUCGUAAUAUCAAGCCUAAAAUGUGUUUAAUAUCACUAUUAGUAAGGAUAGUAUGAUCUCUGUAUAAUGUAAAUGCAAGAUAUGUGUACCUAAUGUAUACUUGCUAUAGUUCACAAUCAAAUAUACUUAAGUAUAUUUUUAGUUGGACUUCAGCACUAUUUCCGGAUAACUAAAGUGCAGGGUAUUUAUAUUAAGUACAAAAAUAUGUAAAUGUAUUUGUAGUAUACUUAGGAGAAAAUAAAUGUGUUUCAAAUAAAUACAUUUAAAUUCACACAU